UGGCAUUAACCCUAGAUUCAUAACUAUUCGUCCAACAGACCGCGCGAAACGUGAAUUCGUUUCUAGUGUUUCGAGUGAAAGAGAUAGAAAGCUGACCUCUCAAGUACCUUCCUAGGUCGCUUGACCAUUAGUAACGCGAGUGCCGUUGUCUCGCAUAGACGUUUUGUUUAAAAGUUAUAAACCUAUGAACGUCUGAGAGACGAAUGCUUAUGAAUACUGCUACUUUUGACGGGACUGCAAAUUAUUUUUGUAAAAUUGUUUUUGAUGAGUUUCGGCUAUAUAGAGUAAAUAAUGGAAGAUCGGCAAAUUGAGGAGUAUUUGAAUCGUUUAUCUGAUUCAGAUGAUGAUUUUACUAGUCAGCAAACGGAUGCGGAUUUGAGCGAGGUCGAGGAUCACGUGGAAUUAGAUGAAAUGGUUCCUACAGAUUCCGACAGUGAUUACGACGUCCAACCAAUACGGCAACAGCAACGCCGAAAUGGCGUCAUUUUUUCUUCUGAUUCUGAAACUGAAGAAACUCCAGGUACUUCUAGUAAUUCUACACAUUCACGACGUAUAAUUAUUCCAUCAGCUCGUAAUCUUAGAGGUAAAAAUGGUCAUAAAUGGUCUUCAAUGCCUUUUGAAUCUAUAAAUACAAGAACCCCAGCUAGAAAUAUCGUGCAUGUAAUUCAGGGAUCAGCUAAUAACGCUAAGGAUAUUACGGAACCAGUUGAUUGCUUUACUAAUUUUAUAACUGUUGAUAUGAUUCGUAAAAUACUAACACAUACAAAUAAAGAAAUUGAGUUGAGGAGUUUAAAAUAUAAAGAGAAAACUGCAACUAUUUCUUCUACAUGUGAAGAUGAAUUAACUGCCUUGCUUGGAUUGCUUUUGUUAUCAGCUGCAAAAAAAGACAAUCAUCUCACGAGCUUAGAACUUUUUAACCCUACUUUUAGUGGAACUCGUUACAUAUCAGUGAUGUCGCGUGAAAGAUUUGACUUUUUAUUGAACUGCUUGAGAUUUGAUGAUAAAGCUACUAGAAAUGAACGCAAAGCUCAAGAUAGUUUCGCGCCUAUCAGAGAAUGGUGGGAAGCGUUCAUUCAGAUAUGCAGGGAUAGUUACAAAGCUGGAAGUUAUCUCACCAUAGAUGAGCAACUGUUGGGGUUCAGAGGUCGUUCUCCAUUUAGAAUGUAUAUUCCAUCAAAACCGAACAAGUAUGGUCUAAAAAUAUUGAUGCUAUGUGAUUCCAAAACAAAUUAUAUGCUAAACGCUAUGCCAUAUGUUGGAAAAACUGAAACAAAUGGUGAUUCACUCGGAUCUUACUAUGUCAAGACUUUGACUGAAAAAUUAUGGGGUAGCAACCGCAAUGUCACCAUGGAUAACUGGUUUACUUCAGUCCCUUUGGCCCAACAGUUACUACAGGCACCAUAUAAACUAACAAUAGUAGGAACACUUCGAGCGAAUAAACGCGAAAUACCGCCUGAGUUAGUUCAGAUCAAAGAAAGGCCUAUAGGUUCAUCUGUAUUUUGUUAUGAUCGGCAGUGUACGCUAGUAUCAUACAAGCCUAAAAAUAACAAGAACGUUUUCUUGCUUUCUACCAUUCACGGGAAUGGUACUCUUGCAGCUUCUGGGAAACCGGAAAUGAUUGAGUUCUACAAUUCGACGAAAGGUGCUGUGGAUACGUUCGACCAAAUGUGUGGAAGUAUGUCUUGUAGUAGAAAAACCCAAAGAUGGCCCUUAUGCUACUUCUAUGGUAUACUAAAUAUGGCAAUUAUAAACUCAUACGUUAUAUACGUACAUAAUAAUGUAAAACUAGGGCGAAAACCUACAAGCAGACGAUGUUUCGUGAAGGAUGUUUCGGAGAAGUUGACCGAACCGUGGUUACGUAAAAGACGCGAAAUGCCAACUUUGAAGAGAUGCCUAAAAAGGAAAAUCGCUGAAAUUUUGGGUGAAACGCCUUCCAUUGAUACAGCUGGUCCUAGUGGUACCCAAAAAAAGGUUUGCGGUUAUUGUGAUUAUAAAAAACGACGUAUGACAAGGUUCCAAUGCAAGCAAUGCAAAAAAUAUAUGUGUAUGGACCAUCGCGGCCUCAUGUGUGUGGAAUGUGCGGAUGAAAUUUAAUUUUAAUUAAGUCAUUUAUAUUUAUGUUAGGUAAUUAAACAUAUUAAACAGUGCCAUACUUGAUUAAUUUGUUUUAUUCACAAGUACCUCUAAACCCAUCAUUUGAAUAUAGUCGUCUGUGAGAUGAAUGUUUAUGAAUAAUGUUCCUCUUAGAUAAGGUUAUGAAUCUAGGGUUAAGA
Molecule: messenger RNA, 2273 nt
Organism: Amyelois transitella
Lineage: Eukaryota; Metazoa; Arthropoda; Insecta; Lepidoptera; Pyralidae
Product: piggyBac transposable element-derived protein 4-like
Exons: 2
Coding region: 292-2094 (600 amino acids)
Source: RefSeq, a predicted model, not a curated record